AGUCGUGAAUCAUACUUUGUUCAAUCGAGCUGUACUAACUUAAUUGUAUAUCGAUGAGGACGAUACUCAAAACAAUUUGCUUUGUGAUAUUAUUUUUUGAAAUAACCACUGAGCAGACUGUAGACCGAAAAUUUCCAACAUGUGACUUAGAUCUUGACGAUGAAGCCUUGCAAUACCUAGAUAAGGAAUGUCACAAUUUAACCCCAGAAGCGCGACAGUUGAUGCUACAGGAAGCUGCAAGCUUCAAGCAGUUCCAUCAGAAGCUAACAGAAUAUGAAUCUAGGGGCGUUGAAGAGGACAGCAAAGACUGGGAUUUUCGGGAGCAACUUUACGAAAGUGCUGAGCUGUAUUUAUGUCAGAAUGAUAGCGAAACGCAGCAAGCGUUUGUCGAUUGUGUAGUCAAGAAACGUAACGAAAUGAUUGUGCUAAUUGACGAGAAGUUGAAUGAUGAAUGAUGAUCACCAUUAUUCGUUUGAACUUCAAUGAAUUCUUAAAUGUAUUUUUAGAUAAUAAAUUAUAUUAUUCAA
This is a messenger RNA of Wyeomyia smithii (pitcher-plant mosquito), 527 nucleotides long. RefSeq lists its product as uncharacterized. Bases 54 to 455 code for a protein of 133 amino acids. The record is from RefSeq and is a predicted model, not a curated record. The transcript is spliced from 2 exons. Lineage: Eukaryota; Metazoa; Arthropoda; Insecta; Diptera; Culicidae.